GUGGUUUAAUAUUCAUUAAUUUGUAUUUGCUUAUUUUUAUUGGACAUCAAAAUUUGGUUGAAGCAACAAUAUUAAAUAUUGUUAACAAAGAUGAUAUAGAAGAUAUUCUUAAAAGUUAUAUUCCCACUGUGAACGCUAAAAAUGAUUUAUGCAGAAAUGACAGUUUAUUUUAUAUGCAAGAGCUGAAACAGUAUAGAAUAUGGGCUACUCAAAUGUUUGAUGCUACUACAAAAUUUCCUACAGGAUUUCUCGAAGGAUCUAGCUACGAUUUUGGAAAUUUUGAUGAAUGUAUAGAUUCGGGAAAUAGAUAUUUUACUGGAAAAUACUGUUUGGUAAAAUUUACUCUUCAACCUCCGAUUGCGGUUAAAGAUUUUGAAAUUAGUAAUGGGUAUUCAAAUUAUACUAUAUGGAAUAAAAUUGCUGACUACCUUCAAGAUCCAUCAAAGAGCCCCAGAAACGAUCUAAGAUUCGCUUUCUGCAUGCCAUCAUCAUGUAGUCACAGUGACUUGCACGAAACUCUAUUAGAAGUUUUGGAUAAGUUUAAUGAGGAAUCUAGUUUCAAAGUGACCGUGGAUAUUGAUGAACUUAGAUGUCAAGUCAGCCAGACGUUCGGGCUAGAUAUAGGUGAUGGUCUCUUUUUAUUGGUUAUUGCAAUAGCAGUAAUAAAUGUAAUCAUAGGAAGCCUCUAUGAUUUUGUAACAAACAAAGAAGCUUUUCGGCAUUACAAGCACACAGGACGAAUUAAUGAUAUAAUAUUAUGCUUUUCUCUCCAAAAGAAUAUUAAGAAGUUAACAACAGUGUCCAAAAAUGCAGACAGUUUGAAUUGCAUGGCAGGAAUGAAAGUGUAUUCCAUGUGCAUGAUAAUAAUGUUGCAUAGAAAUAUGUUUGAUUUUGGUGCUGCAAUUGAAAAUCCAAAAUAUGUGGAAAAGUUGUAUUCAGAAUUUGGAGCAACAUUUUUAUUAAAUGGGCCAAUUUUAGUAGAUACAUUCUUUACCAUUUCUGGAUUUUUAGCUUCAUAUCUUGCCUUAUAUUACUAUCACAAUUCCAAAGGAAAAUACAAUAUUUUGCAGCUUUAUAUUCAUAGAUAUGUCAGAUUAACAUCAACGUAUUGGAUUAUCAUCAUGUUCUACUGUACCCUAUUUGUGAAAUUGGGCAAUGGACCAUUGUGGCGUGAAAGGAUAGAAUUUGAACAGCAAAAGUGCAAGGAAGUUUGGUGGGCAAAUUUAUUAUAUAUUAACAAUUACUACGAUACCAAAAAUUAUUGCAUGUUUCAGUCCUGGUAUAUGGCCUGUGAUACGAAUGCAUUUAUGUUGGUACCUUUAAUUGGAUUACUGCUGUACAAAAAACCUGUCGCAGGAUUGAUUUCGGUUUUAUUGCUUAUAGGAGCAUCAAUGAUUGCAGUUUUUGCCACCGUAUACGUUUAUGAUGAAAUGCCGAUUUUAUUGACUUAUAUGAGAAUGGUUUUACAUCCAAACGAAGACAGUACAUUCCUCAGAAUCUACAUUCCUGGUCAUCUACGAGCCGGAGCAUAUUUUCUAGGAGUUCUAACCGGUUAUAUUAAAUACCGGAUGAAUUUAAACAACUGGAAGAUGUCUAUUCAAUUCGUUAAAAUUUGUUGGAUUACGUCUGUUAUUCUAUUAUUUGUAUCUUUACAUUUUGGAUUCGUUUUUUAUGUUUUGAAAGUUCCAACUUGGAUAUCUGCCCUUUAUGCAUCCCUCCAUCGAUUGGGUUGGAGUAUUGGAAUAGCAUGGAUUCUUGUGGCAACUUCAUCUGGAUAUGGAAAUUUGGUGAAUCGCAUUCUUUCAUGGUAUCCUUUAGUGGUAUUAAGUCGCCUCACUUAUACAGUGUACUUGUGUCACGGAAUCAUACAGAUGUACUCAGCAGGUACAAGGAGACUCCCAGUUUAUGUUAGCUCAUUUAAUGAGAUCCAUCGGGUUGCAGCAGAUAUAAUUUUCGCCUACAUUUUGGCAUUUGUUUUAACGUUAUUGUUUGAGUCACCGAUUGUUGGUUUGGAGAAAAUUUUACUAGGAGGCAAUAAAACAACAUCAUCAGAGAAGAACGAUAAAAUGGAAUCAACUGAAUUACCCACUGUGGGAUAAUAAAUAAUAAAUAUAAUUAACUUAAUUUAUAAGUCAAAAUAUUUUUGUUAAGAG
This is a messenger RNA of Psylliodes chrysocephalus, 2153 nucleotides long. Lineage: Eukaryota; Metazoa; Arthropoda; Insecta; Coleoptera; Chrysomelidae. The record is from the annotation of a GenBank genome assembly.